This is a messenger RNA of Lathyrus sativus (Indian pea), 1050 nucleotides long. NCBI's taxonomy places the organism in Eukaryota, Viridiplantae, Streptophyta, Magnoliopsida, Fabales, Fabaceae. The record is from the annotation of a GenBank genome assembly.
AUGUCUCAUAAGUUAUCUAAUUCAACGGAGAUGCUUCCGGUGUCAGAUCCUCCGAGCGACGAAGACCGGGAGAGGCUUCUCCAAGGCGAUGAUAAGAUCUUUAGAGGUUCUUCCAUGUCUAAACGAGGAUUUUUCGCUGCUAUUUCUUACAUGUCAUGCGCUGUGCUAUUGGUGAUGUUUAAUAAGGCAGCUCUUUCGUCUUAUAAUUUUCCAUCUGCAAAUUUCAUUGCACUUCUUCAGAUGGUAUGUUCGUGUUGUUUUCUCUAUGUAUUGAGGUACAGGAGAAUAAUUUCUUUCACAUCUAGUGAAGCAGAAAUUAUAUCAGAAAACUCAAAAAUAUUUGUGCCAUUGAAGACUUUGUGGCAUACUUUUCCUAUUGCAGGAUCAUAUUUACUUUAUAUGUUAGUCACCAUGGAGUCUGUUCGUGGAGUAAAUGUUCCAAUGUAUACCACCCUUAGGAGGACCACAGUAGUAUUUACGAUGCUUGUGGAGUAUAUGCUGGUGGGGCAAAGGUAUACACGUUCUAUAAUUUUCAGUGUUGGCUUGAUUGUCUUUGGUGCAUUUAUCGCUGGAGCGCAGGAUUUAUCUUUUGAUGCCUACGGUUAUGCCAUUGUUUUCCUGUCAAACAUCAGUACAGCUAUAUAUCUUGCAACGUUAGCCCGUGCUGGAAAAACUAGUGGCCUUAAUAGCUUUGGUCUUAUGUGGUGCAAUGGUAUCAUAUCCGGGCCUCUUUUGUUUAUUUGGACAUUAUUUCGGGGUGACUUGACGAUGACUAUUAAUUUUCCUCAUCUUCUUUCAAUUGGUUUUAUUGUUGUUUUGCUUUUAUCCUGCAUUCUCGCUUUCUUCCUGAACUACAGUAUCUUCCUGAACACAACUUUGAAUUCAGCUCUGACACAAACAAUUUGUGGUAAUAUGAAGGAUCUAUUUACUAUUGGCUUUGGCUGGAUAAUUUUUGGUGGGCUACCAUUUGAUUUUUGGAAUGUUAUUGGACAAUCUCUCGGAUUUGCGGGUUCUGGUUUAUAUGCCUACUAUAAACUCAUUGGCAAAUAG